AACAGUCACUAGUGCACCACUUUUCAUGUUGUUUACGUUAAAUAACAGGCGACUUUUUCGCCUACAUGUAUAAAUGUUAUAUAUGAAAUCAGUUGAAAUGGACAACGAUAUUCUUUUCAACAGCUCUAAUGGUGCGUCAGUCCAGAGACAAAGAAUAUAUCAAUUUUUGGGACGAAUUAGCUGGAGAUCUUGUGUGUCUGGUAUAAUUUUUGGCAGCUCGUUAUCUAUACUGCUAACUUUAUCUUUAUUUUUGAUAAUUGCACCAUACUUGUAUGACAAACCAGAAGCGGACAGUCUAUUCGCGGCUUCAUUAAAUGACAUUGAUGGCAUAGAAAUAAGAUUUAGUGACUGGCAAUGGGGAUCAUGCUCAAAAUCAUGUGGGAUUGGUGUACAGGAAGCGGUUAGAACCAGUUUAUGUCAAAAGAAUGAUCAUUGUCUCGAUAAUGAAACUGAAAUUUUACGAAGACAUUGUAUUAGUGAACACUGUUCCGUUGACGGACAAUGGAGCGUUUGGAUGCAGGAACCCUGCAGUGUCACAUGUGAUGUCGGUACCCUUCUACGUUAUCGCCAAUGUUCUAAUCCACAUCCUCAAUAUAGCGGAAAAAACUGCACAGGAAAAUGUAUUGAGCACAUGAAUUGCUUACCAUCCAGCUGUUGUCCAGGAUUGGCAGAGGAUACACUUAACUGCGACGGAGGAUGGAUGCGACGUGACGACUUUGGCGCAUGCUAUUGUUUUAGUGGACAAACUUUGUCAUGGAAUAGUGCACAGGCGUAAUGCAAAAAACAGACGGGAUCACUUGCAGAUAUUUAUUCAGAAAACGAAGCAGUAUGGCUGUCUAGUUCAAGUCGUUUGCAUACAGG
This is a messenger RNA of Mytilus californianus (California mussel), 861 nucleotides long. RefSeq names its product hemicentin-1-like. NCBI's taxonomy places the organism in Eukaryota, Metazoa, Mollusca, Bivalvia, Mytilida, Mytilidae. The transcript is spliced from 5 exons. The record is from RefSeq and is a predicted model, not a curated record. Bases 74 to 775 code for a protein of 233 amino acids.